CGACUGGGGAGAGAUUCACGGAGCUGCCGUAAGUUUUACCAACAGACUGCAGUUUCUUCACUGCCAAAAUGACACCAUUUUCCACCUCUGCCCAGUGUUCAACAUCUGACAGUGCUUGUAGGAUCUCUUCUGGACAAACCAAUCAGGUACGACCAAAACGACCAAUUUUGAAGAUUUUGCAUGCAGCAGGUGCGCAAGGUGAAAUGUUCACUGUUAAAGAGGUCAUGCACUAUUUAGGUCAGUACAUAUUGGUGAAGCAGCUUUAUGAUCAGCAGGAACAGCAUAUGGUAUAUUGUGGUGGAGAUCUUUUGGGAGAACUACUGGGAUGUCAGAGCUCCUCCGUGAAAGACCCAAGCCCUCUCUAUGAUAUGCUAAGAAAGAAUCUUGUCACUUUAGCCACUGCUACUACAGAUGCUGCUCAGACUCUCGCUCUCGCACAGGAUCACAGUAUGGAUAUUCCAAGUCAAGACCAACUGAAGCAAAGUGCAGCGGAAAGUUCCACUUCCAGGAGAAGAACUGCAGAAGAUGAUAUCCCCACACUGCCUACCUCACAGUAUAAAUGUGUAAAUUCUAGAGAAAAUGAAGACUUAAUAGAAAAUUUAACCCAAGAUGAGACAUCUAGGCUGGACCUUGGAUUUGAGGAGUGGGAUGUGGCUGGCCUGCCUUGGUCAUUUUUAGGAAACUUGAGAAACAACUAUACACCUAGAAGUAGUGGCUCAACUGAUUUACAGACAAAUCCGGAUGUGGGUACUGCUAUUGUUUCAGAUACUACAGAUGACUUGUGGUUUUUGAAUGAAUCAGUAUCAGAGCAGUUAGGUGUUGGAAUAAAAGUUGAAGUUGCUGAUACUGAACAAGCAAGUGAAGAAGUAGGGAAAAUAAGUGACAAAAAGGUGAUUGAAGUGGGGAAAAAUGAUGAUCUUGACGACUGUAAGUCCUUAAGUGAUGAUACUGAUGUAGAAGUUACCUCUGAGAAUGAGUGGCAGUGUACUGAAUGCAAGAAAUUUAACUCUCCAAGCAAGAGGAAAAUGAAGGAAUUGAUGUGCCUGAUUGUCAAGAACCAUUUCGGCUCCUGUCGUUAGACCUAAAGAUGUGUAUAUAAAAAAAACUCCAAACUUUUUGAUCCCUGCAACUUGGUGGGAUUAUUGGAUUUGGCUCACAGUUCUGCAAGCCAAGAGACCAUCUCAAGCAUGGGAGAACAGUUAGAUAACCUUUCUGAACAGAGAACAGAUAUAGAAA
Sapajus apella (tufted capuchin) is the source of this 1236-nucleotide messenger RNA. Its product is annotated as protein Mdm4-like. The record is from RefSeq and is a predicted model, not a curated record. Lineage: Eukaryota; Metazoa; Chordata; Mammalia; Primates; Cebidae. Gene Ontology annotation, cellular component: nucleus. Gene Ontology annotation, molecular function: ubiquitin-protein transferase activity. Gene Ontology annotation, biological process: regulation of cell cycle; negative regulation of apoptotic process; protein ubiquitination.